Molecule: messenger RNA, 2565 nt
Organism: Neoarius graeffei (lesser salmon catfish)
Lineage: Eukaryota; Metazoa; Chordata; Actinopteri; Siluriformes; Ariidae
Gene: pde6b
Product: phosphodiesterase 6B, cGMP-specific, rod, beta
Exons: 22
Coding region: 1-2565 (854 amino acids)
Biological process (GO): signal transduction; retina development in camera-type eye
Cellular component (GO): photoreceptor outer segment membrane
Molecular function (GO): protein binding; 3',5'-cyclic-nucleotide phosphodiesterase activity
Source: RefSeq, a predicted model, not a curated record
AUGAGCAUCAAAAAGGAAGAUGUGGAGAUGUUUCUAGAUGGAAACCCAGAGUUUGCAAAGAGGUACUUUGCAAAAAAGCUCAAAACUGGAACUGUGGCAUCCCUAAUGGGAAUUCCAGAGUCCAAAGUGGAUUUGGACUCUUUUGAGCUGGUGUGUCAGGUGGAGGAAGGUGCAUUAUUCUUUGAUUUGAUCAAAGAUAUGCAGGAGAACGUCAACAUGGAGAAGGUGAUCUUCAAAAUCCUGAAGCGACUCAGUGCUCUGAUCCAUGCUGACCGAUGCAGUCUUUUCAUGUACAGGCAGAGGAAUGGCAUAGCUGAAUUGGCCACUCGGCUGUUUAACAUCAAUGCUUCAUCAAAGAUGGAAGACUGUGUGGUUCCACCCGACUCUGAGAUUGUUUUCCCUCUUGAUAUUGGCAUAGUUGGGCAUGUUGCCCAAUCCAAGAAAAAUAUUAAUGUCAAGGAUGUUCAAGAGAAUAGCUACUUCAGUACCUUUGUUGAUGAGCUGACAGAAUACACCACCCGCAACAUCUUGGCUACUCCCAUCAUGAAUGGCAAAGAUGUGGUGGCAGUCAUCAUGGCCGUCAAUAAAAAUAACGGACCCCAUUUCACAGAUGAGGAUGAAGAUCUUUUUUUAAAGUAUCUAAAAGUUGGAACGUUGAACUUGAAGAUUUAUCACCUGAGCUAUCUGCACAAUUGCGAGACACGUAAAGGCCAGCUGCUUUUGUGGUCUGCUAACAAAGUGUUUGAAGAGCUCACGGAUAUUGAGCGUCAGUUCCACAAAGCUUUGUACACAGUGCGGGCAUACCUCAACUGUGAUCGCUACUCUGUCGGUCUGCUGGACAUGACCAAGGAAAAGGAAUUCUUUGAUGUCUGGCCUGUGUUGAUGGGAGAACAACCACCAUACACUGGUCCCGUUACUCCAGAUGGGAGGGAAAUCAACUUUUAUAAAGUCAUUGACUACAUUUUACAUGGAAAAGAGGAGAUCAAAGUCAUACCAAAUCCACCUGCAGACCACUGGGCACUGGCUAGUGGCCUACCAACCUACGUUGCAGAAAGUGGCUUUAUCUGCAAUAUCAUGAAUGCACCAGCAGAGGACAUGUUCAAAUUUCAGAACAAAGCACUUGAUGACAGUGGCUGGACUAUUAAAAAUGUGCUGUCUCUGCCGAUCGUCAACAAAAAGGAAGAAAUUGUGGGAGUGGCAACAUUUUAUAACAGGAAAGAUGGCAAGCCAUUCGAUGAGCAAGAUGAACAACUAAUGGAGGCUUUGACCCAAUUUCUGGGCUGGUCGGCGCUCAACACAGACACCUAUGACAAGAUGAAUAAACUGGAGAACAGGAAAGACAUCGCCCAGGACAUGGUGCUGUACCACGUCAAGUGUCGAGAUGAUGAGAUUCAGAAUAUCCUUAAAACCAGGGAGUAUUUUGGGAAAGAACCAAAGGACUGUGAAGAGGACGAACUUUUGCAGAUCCUGAAAAAAGAACUUCCAGGGAAAAAUAAAUUUGAAAUAUAUGAAUUCCGGUUUUCCGACUUUGACUGCACAGAACUGGAAUUGGUGAUGUGUGGUAUCCAAAUGUACUAUGAAGUUGGUGUUGUGAAGAAGUUUCAGGUCCCUCAGGAGGUACUAGUACGGUUCAUGUAUUCUGUGAGCAAGGGCUACAGAAAAAUCACCUAUCACAACUGGCGCCAUGGCUUCAAUGUUGGACAAACCAUGUUCACAUUACUAACGACAGGGCAGCUGAAGCGAUACUACACAGAUUUGGAGGUCAUGGCCAUGAUCACUGCUGGAUUCCUUCAUGAUAUUGACCACAGAGGCACCAAUAAUCUCUAUCAAGUGAAAUCCCAAAAUCCACUAGCAAAGCUUCAUGGUUCAUCCAUUCUGGAGAGGCAUCAUUUAGAGUUUGGCAAAUUUUUACUUGGAGAUGAGUCUUUAAACAUUUUCCAAAACUUGAACAGAAGACAGAUUGAGCAUGUUUUCCACCUAAUUGACAUCGCCAUUAUUGCAACUGACCUUGCCUUGUAUUUCAAGAAGAGGACAAUGUUCCAGAAAAUUGUGGAUCUUUCUGAGACAUAUGAGGACGAGAAGAAAUGGGUCGAUUUCUUGUCUCUGGAAACGACAAGGAAGGAAAUUGUAAUGGCCAUGAUGAUGACUGCUUGUGAUCUGUCAGCCAUCACCAAACCAUGGGAGGUUCAGAGCAAGGUGGCACUCUCUGUAGCAGCUGAAUUCUGGGAGCAGGGUGACUUAGAGAGGACUGUACUUGAGCAACAACCCAUUCCCAUGAUGGACAGGAACAAAGCUGCAGAACUGCCCAAGCUUCAGUGCGGUUUUAUAGACUUUGUCUGCACUUUCGUUUACAAGGAGUUCUCACGGUUCCACAAAGCCAUCCAACCCAUGUAUGAUGGCAUCCAGAACAACCGGAAAGAGUGGAAGGCUUUACAGGAGGCAUAUGAGGCGAAGCUGAAGGCAGCUGAAGAAGCAGCCAAGGCGAAAGCAGAAGCAGAAGCAGCCAAAAAAGCUGCCGCUAAUAACCCAUCAUCAUCGGGGUCCAAGACCUGCUCAAUCUGCUAG